CACUCCUCCUCUCUGAGGCGCCGAAGCAGUGUGUGUUUUUGUGUAAAUAUGGCGGCGCACUAUAGCUCCAUCAUGCGUCUCCGGACUCUGUGCAACCUUGGGAGGAAAACCUUGGAUAUCAGAAGCAGAACCGUUUUGGACCGGACCGGUGUGAGCCUGUACAGGACCCGAGCUGGAACCGCUCACCGCCGGGAAGAACCUGCCACCGACACGGACAGAGGCCAGUCUGACCUCCUCAUGGAGUUUCCCGAGCCAAAGAAUCUCCUACAUUCAACUCUGUCUAGAUCCCUGAGACAAUCGAAUAUCUCUCGAUAUAUCCAGUACAACUGCACAGACGGAGAUAUUAAGAGGGCGACAGUUACACUGUUCUGGCCUCAGAGGAUCGAAGUAGAGGGAUUCGGAUCACGGAAACAGGAGGCGGAGCGACGCGCUGCAGCAGCUGCCUGCCAUAGGCUGAAAGAACUGGGAGUUCUGGGUGCUAGGAACCAGCUUCCCACACAGAGGUUAGCCCGGCAGGAUGGGUUGCGCUCAUCUGUCUGGGAGGAUGCAGAGGAAGACCCGAGUGUGUGUAAAAACAGGGAGCUACGACGAACCAUGAGCAACAGGAUGAGAAGAGCUGCGGGAAACCUGGAAGUGGUGGAAGAGGAUCCGAAGGUCUCAGAGGCGCUCGCCAUCUUCUCAAAGCCGAAGGCGCUUUUGGCGAGGGUUAUUCAAGUGGCCACAACGUCUAGUAGCGUCAACGAGCUGCUGCACUACAGGACAGUGGGAGGGAAGGUGAAGGAGUGUGAACUCUCUCUGCACUGGCCCGAGGAGAUGAGCUUUACCGCCCACGGCCGCCGCAGACUAGAGGCUGAAACGCGAGCAGCAGCACUCGCCUGCCUCAGACUUAAGGAGCUGGAGCUUCUGGAUGAGCAGAAUAAUCCUCUCACACAUGCCAAGUACAACCAGGAGGAGGUGAGGGAGGCAGGAGAGCGAGAGAGGAGGCCGUGCCGUGUGGAGAUCCCUGACCACAUGGAGCACAGGAUUAGAGAUUAUUUAACGCAGUAUCCAGUGGAGAAGGAGGUGCAGAAACUGUGGGAAGAGCGAGCAGACCAGAGGCAGUCUUCCUCCUUUAACGAGGAUGAUGAAAUAGAUGAAGAUGAUGAGGAUCCUAUGCUUGAUGCAAUCACUGGCAAGCCAUACCGCGCUCUGAACCCCGAGGAGGCAGAGUUACUGAGUGACAGCCUUCUGAGGCAGUGGGAGAGGGCGGGGCCAGCCCGUGGGGCGGAGCUUCCUGUAGACUCUCAUCGUGAACGUCUGGUGGAGGCAGUGGAGGCAUCACGGGUGGUGGUGGUCGCUGGAGAGACGGGCUGCGGGAAGACAACGCGGAUCCCACGCUUCCUGCUGGAGGGCCGUGUGAGGGGCGGAGUCGGUGCUCACUGCAACAUCCUGGUCACACAGCCACGCAGGAUCAGCGCGGUCUCAGUGGCCGGGCGCGUGGCCAGCGAGAUGGGCCCCGCCCUCAGGCCCUGCGUCGGCUACCAGGUUCGUUUAGAGUCUCGGCCCCCAGAGGCCAGCGGUGGCUCGCUCCUCUUCCUCACCGUGGGCGUCCUGCUGAGGAAGCUGCAGUCGAACCCGUGGCUGCGUGGCGUGAGUCACGUGCUGGUGGACGAGGUGCACGAGCGAGACGUGAACACAGACGUGUUGCUGGCCCUGCUGCGUCGCGCCCUUACCUGCAAUCCUGAGCUGCGUGUGGUGCUCAUGAGUGCCAGCGGAGACACGCAACGUCUUGCCUCCUACUUUGACGAGUGUCCUGUAGUGCACAUCCCCGGCUUCAUGCACCCUGUGAGACAGAGGUACCUGGAGGAGGUGCUGAGGGAGAUGGGGAGACCAGUGGAGAAGGCGAACACCCAGGAGAAGGAUGAUCCGACCCCUGACCUUGAUUUAGUGGCCGAUGUGAUUGAUCACAUUCACACUCAUGGAGAGCCAGGUGCGGUGCUGUGUUUUCUGCCUGGCUGGCAGGACAUUAAAGCCGUGCAGCAGAAGCUAGAGGAGAAACGGGCCUUCCAAAUGGGCUCACAGCUCAUCCUGCCAUUGCACUCCAGCAUGUCUGUAGCAGAUCAGCAGGUUGUGUUUAAGCGCCCCCCAGAGGGCCAGCGCAAAAUUGUCCUGGCAACCAACAUCGCAGAGACGUCCAUCACCAUCGAUGACAUAGUGCAUGUUGUGGACCUCGGCACUCAAAAAGAGCAGAGCUACGAUCCCAGAACCAAGGUCUCGUGUUUGGAUACAGUCUGGAUCUCUCGCUCAAAUGUCAUUCAGCGACGAGGGAGGGCUGGUCGAUGCCAACCUGGCCACGCCUAUCAUUUGUUUCCCCGAAAACAACUAGAUGCCAUGACCACGUUUCCCAUCCCGGAGAUUCUGCGCACCCCCUUGGAGAGCCUGGUGGUUCAGGCUAAGAUCCACAGUCCUCAGAGUAAGGCUGUAGACUUCCUGUCCCAGGUGAUGGACUCUCCAGAACAAGGAGCAGUGAGAGAAGCUGUGAGGACGCUGCAGGAUAUCGGUGUGUUAGACAUCUCGGAGUGUCUGACUCCGCUGGGAGAGCGUGUGGCAUGUAUGUCAUGUGACCCACGCUUGGGGAAGCUCCUGGUUCUCUCCUCUCUUUUCCACUGUGUCCUGCCCAUGCUGUCUGUGGCAGCCUGUCUGACCCGAGACCCGUUUCACAACAGCCUGCAAAACCGCUCCACAGUCAACAAGUCUAAAGAGGCUCUGAGUGGCACCAGCUACAGUGAUUAUCUGGUGUUCAGUAGAGCAGUACAGGGUUGGCGAGAGCUGCAGGACAGACACAGACGGCAGGAGUAUUUGGACUCACACAGUCUUUCAGCAGCCAGUCUGCGUUUUAUACACGGUUUAACUCAGCAGUUCAGUGAGAAUCUGGCGGAGGCGGAGCUAGUCACACACCCUGCCGAGUGUCUCCGCCCUUCAUCACUGCUCAAUCAGCACAGCAAUCAGGAGGAGCUUCUUAAAGCUGUGCUGCUGGCAGGGUUUUACCCCAACCUCAUCCAGGUGAAGAGAGGCGUUGUAAGCAAAGGGGGCAGGUUUCGUCCCAACGACCUGUGUUACCGCACUCAGACUGGGCCUGUGUUACUCCACCGCUCCUCCGUCAACAGGGCCGAGCGAAAGCUUCCUAGUCGCUGGCUCACUUUCUUCUCUGCAGUUAAAUCGAACGGUAGCGUCUUCAUCAGAGACUCAUCUGCAGUCCAUCCUCUGGCCCUCCUGCUCCUCACUGACUGCAACCUGAUUGAGCGUGCGUAUGGCGAUCAGGUGGAGGUGACCAUGCCGGGCCGUUCUCUCAUACGAUGGGAGCUCUCAGCUCAGAGCUGGGAGCUGCUGUGGGCGUUGCGCACCUCUCUGCAGGCUAUGCUUCACCGUAACCUCCGACCUUUAACCUCUGACUGUAGUGUCGAAGAGAGCAGUACUCAAGACGGCCAACUCAUCUCUUUAUUAGUGGACCUUCUGAACAGCACAGAGCCGGAUGCUAACACUGCAGACAGUGAUACAGAAUGA
Messenger RNA from Pangasianodon hypophthalmus (striped catfish), 3543 nucleotides. RefSeq names its product DEAH (Asp-Glu-Ala-His) box helicase 30 (gene dhx30). The coding region runs from base 49 to 3543 and encodes 1164 amino acids. NCBI's taxonomy places the organism in Eukaryota, Metazoa, Chordata, Actinopteri, Siluriformes, Pangasiidae. Gene Ontology annotation, cellular component: nucleus; cytoplasm; intracellular anatomical structure. The record is from RefSeq and is a predicted model, not a curated record. The transcript has 20 exons. Gene Ontology annotation, molecular function: DNA helicase activity; G-quadruplex RNA binding; ATP binding.